Messenger RNA from Fusarium pseudograminearum CS3096, 1185 nucleotides. RefSeq lists its product as uncharacterized. The record is from RefSeq and is a predicted model, not a curated record. The transcript has a single exon. Bases 1 to 1185 code for a protein of 394 amino acids. Lineage: Eukaryota; Fungi; Ascomycota; Sordariomycetes; Hypocreales; Nectriaceae.
AUGGCUACCGAGGACCUCACUCCUGAUUACAGCAUCCUGUCUGGAAUCCCUAUGAUAAAGAAUUCCGUGUCUGACUUGGAGAACACAUUCAAAGAAAAAUGCAACGUUAUCUCGAGUAACUUCACCACUUGUACCUUUGGCAUCCACCUGGACACCUCCCCCGCUGAGUCUCCGCAACAUGUUCUGGUCCGCCUAGAGUCUUCGAGCGAUCAUUUCGCGACAGUCACUGCUAUACGGAAACUCGCCAGUUCCCAGUUGCCUGACCUUGUACCCCAGGUUCUAGACGUUGGCACAACCUUCACAGCGCAAGGACAGCGGAUUGAAUAUUCGGUCACUGAAUUUGUCUCCGACGCUGUCACACUCGAGCAAGAGUGGGAUAAGCUUGAUGGCCCUGCCCAGAAGGAUUUGAUGAACUCAAUUAUUGCCGCCAUAUACAAGCUGCAGACUCUCACCCUGGAUAGUGACCACUCCCGCAAGUUCUUGGAUGGGACUCCCUACUACUGCGACGGGAAGGUGUCCUUGAUUGGCGGUCCAGAGCUUGGGUAUCAUGCCGAUAUGAAAGAAUUUCUAGCCAAGCUUGCGGGUGAUGCUGCGCCCGACAAGACCAACUUCAGUGCUACCUCGUCUUCCAACAGCUUCGUCGUGGAGUCUCGAUUGGAAAAUGUGGACCGGGUUGAAUUAACCAAGGCUGACUUGGUCGAACUCCAAAAGCAUGUUGUUUUUUGUCACGAUGACCUCGAACCUCGCAACAUCCUCAUUAAGCGCGAUAGUACCCAAAGUGGCACAUGGCAUCUAGCCGCUAUCAUCGAUUGGGAAAUGGCUGGCUUCUUUCCUUUUGCAUACGAGUAUGGCCACAAAGAUGCACAACUAGGGUUAUGCAGUCUGCAAUUCAGUUACUACGCACUCUUCAAAGAACAAUCACGACAUUUGUUGGCCGGGGGUAAAUCGGCUAUCAAACUGUUGGAGGCGCUUCGGGUGAUGGAUGUGUCAGAAAAGAGUUGCCCAAUAGAGAAUGUCGGCCGACGGUUCCAACCACGGUGGCUGGAGAGGGAAAAGGUUGAGUUAUCAUCGGAUGUUCGAGUUGGAUGGGUCCGGAAAGCAAAUGCUAGAGAUGUUGACGUCUUUACGAAACAAGACAACGAUGAUCUUGAGAUGGAAAUCCUGAAGGAACUGGGAUACGUCUGA